AUGGAUAGAGACCAGCGAGAACCGCCGCCGCACACGAGUUCGAAUGGGUAUUUCGUCCCUGACGUCACUUACCUAGACCCAGGAAAUCGUCGAAUGCGAAUCGUCACCAUAGGUGCUGGCUUCUCAGGCAUAAUGUAUGCAUAUCGCUUUCAGAAUGAACUUGAGAAUGUCGAACACGUCAUUUAUGAAAAGAAUGGUGAUAUUGGCGGGACGUGGCUGGAAAAUCGCUACCCUAAGUGCUCCUGUGACGGCAAGUUAUUCACCAUCGAUAUAGCAGUCAAUGAUUCUAUCUGGAAAUACCUCGAUCGUGUAUGUCGAGUUUGGGACCUGCGUAAGUAUAUGCAGUUCAAUAGCCGUGUGAUUGAGGCGACGUGGAAUGAAGAUCUUGGAAAGUGGAUGCUAAAGGUGGAGCAAACCUACUCGGAUGAAAGCACGAGUGUGUUGGAGGACGAAUGUGAUGUACUUAUUCAGGCUACGGGUAUGCUUAACAAUCCCAAAUUGCCAGAGAUUCAGGGAUUAGGGUCCUUCAAAGGUCGAGUGGUACACACGGCACAAUGGCCUGAUGACUUCACCGCCGCUGAAUGGACCGGGAAGAAAAUCGUGAUUGUAGGAGCAGGGUCGUCCAGCAUACAAGCGACUCCCGGAAUGCAACCGUAUGCGAAAGAACUGCACGUUUUCAUACGAUCCAAGUCCUGGCUGGCGUCCGUUCAACCAAACUACGGUCUGAAACCAUUCAAGGGUCUCAAGAAGAACAAGAGAGUUUUGCCCGUGAUCACGCAAAAUUGGUUUCGCAAGCACGAGUCUAUGAAGCAGGAAGUCUGGAAAGCCUUGUUCAAGGAUUCUCCCGAACAAGAGGCUCUCCGGUCGCGCUUUCAACAGAUCAUGCGCGAUGAACUUGAGGACGAAACACUCGUGAAGGGGUUGGUUCCAGAUUUCGCCGUUGGCUGUCGAAGAACGUCUCCGGGUCGCGCAUUUAUGCAAGCACUGAAAAAGCCGAACGUAUUUCCUCAUUUCACAGCACUGGCCAAAGUUCGUGAAACCUCUGUGAUUGGAGCUGAUGGUAGCGAGAUUGCAGAUGUUGAUGCUAUUGUCCUCGCGACUGGGUUUGAUACAACUUACUUGCCUCGAUUCAAUGUGGUGGGCAUGAAUGGUGUUUCUCUGAGAGCUAAAUUUACACCCAACCCGGAUUCAUAUCUUGGAAUCGGUGUUCCAGAUUUUCCAAAUUUCAUACUUACCUUCGGGCCUACCUUUCCGGUACUUACGGGAUCAGUGACAGCCUCAAUCAGUGCUGUGGCAGACUAUGCCAUCCAGAUGAUCAAGAAAAUUCAGGCAGAAGACCUCCUCUCCGUUUGUCCACGACAAGAUGUUACGGAUCAGUUCAACGAGCACUGCCAAACCAUGUUGCACGGAACCGUCUGGGAAGAUCACUGCAACUCGUGGUACAAGCGACCAUCGGACGGUCGCAUCACCGCAGAGCUCACAAAGGGUACAGGUAGUGCAUUACAUUUCCAGGAAGUUGUCCGUCAUCCUAGAUGGGAAGAUUUUCACAUCAAGUCUCGCAAUAAGCUGAAUAUGUGGGCAUUUCUCGGUCGCGGUUUCACGAGAACUGAACGCGACGUAAAUGCGGAUAUUGCUCCCUAUAUGAAUGUCGACAAUCUGGACUUGGCCUUCUACGAUUACGAUAGAUUUCCUUUACGCAAGGAGGCAGCCCCAACACCAAGCCAGGCUCGGGAACAGACACUCAGACCACGACCCGAAGCAGUCGAGCGCAAUGGUGGGCCGUAG
Molecule: messenger RNA, 1785 nt
Organism: Fonsecaea monophora
Lineage: Eukaryota; Fungi; Ascomycota; Eurotiomycetes; Chaetothyriales; Herpotrichiellaceae
Exons: 12
Coding region: 1-1785 (594 amino acids)
Molecular function (GO): NADP binding; N,N-dimethylaniline monooxygenase activity; flavin adenine dinucleotide binding
Source: RefSeq, a predicted model, not a curated record